Molecule: messenger RNA, 762 nt
Organism: Seminavis robusta
Lineage: Eukaryota; Bacillariophyta; Bacillariophyceae; Naviculales; Naviculaceae
Source: the annotation of a GenBank genome assembly
AUGGAGGGGGCGAUAAAGGAAUUCGAGGCGGCGUUUGAGCCCUUCUUGAAGGAAUGGUCAACUCGACCGGGUGAGCCGGACUACACGAAAGAGGAGUGUAUCCAGAUUCGUGUCAAUGGCAAGGAGAAGAAGAUCUUCAAGUGUUGGCUGAGAGGAAAUGGCAGAGGAGCGAAAUCAAAGCUCGCCAAGUUACUUUUGCAGACCAGAGAGGGGUCUCACGCCACCACGGAGCUGAAGCUUCCCAAAGCAGGCUUCCGAGCCAGCAAAGACCUGACGCUGGAAGCUAAGCAGGCACUUUGUUUUGACAUGAUUCUGGUCUGGCUUUUAGUAGGCGAUGAUGUAUUCACUUCAGUGUUCGCGGGAUGCCGCCUCUGUUCUCGUGAACUGUAUGCGUUGGCAGCCUAUCUUGGGCUGGUUCAGUUUCAAGGCAUGAUUGAGAAAAACAAUUGGGACACCGAUCGAAUUGGAAAUGUAGCUAAUGUUGGCGAUGUCUCAAAAGAUCAUCAAGGCGUGGUCUACAAGUUCGUUCGUUGGAAAGGAUGGGGAUACAUAUUGGACAAGGAAACGAGAAAGCAAGUGUGGUUCCACAAGGACUGGGUGGUUCAAUCAGCACAGGGACCAACGUUUCAGGUUGGCGAGGAGUGUCUGUACGAUGCAACGAUGACCGGACGCGGCAAGAGACCAAAUGAUCCCAAAGCAGUCAAUAUCCGCACCCUGUCAGGUACACCCUUCAAAAAGCAUCAGGUUGAGAUGUUCUGUUGA